UAUGACCCAGCGGACAGGGUGGUACAAUAGCCCCGUUAUGCCGUAAUGCGGAGAGCUUGCUGCUAACUCUGGGAAAUACUGUCCCCCAAAAAAUACCGUUUUACUAAGAGUCUGCGGUGUUUUAUAUGUGAGGAAUUGGGUGAUAGAAAUCACGAGUCUCAAUAAGCUGCGGCAUUUACCGCUGCCCCAAGGGAUGAGAGGAGGUUGGUUGGAGUGCACCAGAGGAAGACUUUGUGACGUGACAUUUAUGGAUACGUCAGGAUGAAACGGCUCAGGUCUUCAAGCAGCAGUGACAGUUCUGACAAUGAGAGUCCUUCCACCUCAUUCUGCUCCUCUAACAAGUAUGGAAGCAAACCUGGAACCCCUGCUCCCAUGCCCAAGAAACCAGCAGAGGUGUUCAGGAAAGACCUGAUCAGUGCCAUGAAGCUGCCAGACUCUCACCAUGUCUCCCCUGAAGACUAUUACCUGUUGGGGGACACCUGGAGACAGGAGUGGGAGAAGGGGGUGCAGGUGCCGGCCUUCCCUGAAACCAUCCCACACGCCUCUAUCAGGAACAUAGCGGAGAAGCCUAAGGAGACGGUGUUCACCCUACAGAAGAGGUAUAUCCAGUGUUGGAGCCAGGCCUCGGCAGAGACGGGUUACGUUAACAUCAAGGAGCUGGCUGAGGCCAUGUGCUCUUAUGACCUGGAUAACAUGGACCUCUACUGGCUGCAGGCACUCAACGCUGAGCUGGAACACAUGGGGGAGGGGCCUGUAGACGAGCUGACAAUGGAGCGCACCAUGGAGGCGUUGGAGCGUCAUUGCCAUGACAACAUGAACCACGCCAUCGACACGGUAGAAGGGCUGGGCAUCGAGUACGACGAGGAUGUCAUCUGUGACGUGUGUCGCUCCCCCGACAGCGAGGACGGCAACGACAUGGUCUUCUGUGACAAAUGUAACAUCUGUGUUCAUCAGGCGUGUUACGGUAUAGUGAAGGUACCAGAUGGUAACUGGCUGUGCAGGACCUGUGUCCUGGGCAUCGACCCCCAGUGUCAGCUGUGCCCCAUCAAGGGAGGGGCGAUGAAGGCUACGCGGGCGGGCACCAAGUGGGCACACGUUAGCUGUGCCCUGUGGAUCCCUGAGGUGAGCAUCGCGUGUCCAGAGAGGAUGGAGCCCAUCACCAAAGUGUCUCACAUCCCCCCCUCCCGCUGGUCUCUCAUCUGCAGCCUCUGUAAACUGAAGACUGGAGCCUGUAUACAGUGCUCAGUGAAGAACUGCACCAUCCCGUUCCAUGUGACGUGUGCCUUCGAGCACAGCCUGGAGAUGAAGACUGUCCUGGAUGAAGGAGAUGAGGUGAAGUUCAGGUCCUACUGCCUGAAGCACAGCAAGCCCAAGAACCAGGCCUCCUCCGACCCACCAGCCCCCGGGCUCAGCCCCUGUCAACCAGCCCACAACAAGCAGUCCAAGGCAGGGGAGCCAGGCUCUGGUCUCAGUCCGGCCCGGCCCAAACCCCCCGUAGACCCAGAGAGGGGGGGCCUGAGGGCCCAGAGGUUGCUAGAACUAGAGGAGGAGUUUUCUACUCUGAUUCACCCUGAGGAGCUGGCCCUGAACCUGGGCCUCCCUCCCAGCCUGCUGGACUUCAUCUACCAGUACUGGAAACUGAAGAGGAAGAGCAACUUCAACCGUGCUCUGCUGCCCCCUAGUGAGGAGGAGGGUAACCUGCUGUUGUUGCCUCAUGAAGACAGCAUCCACACACGAAUGAGGAUGUUCAUGCACCUCCGACAGGACUUAGAGAGGGUGAGGAACCUGUGUUACAUGGUGAGUCGGAGGGAGAAGCUGAAACUGUCUCAGAGCAAGGCCCAGGAGCAGAUCUUCAACCUCCACGUCAAACUGCUCAACCAGGAGAUCUCCGCUGGUUUGCCGGUGGACAGCAUGUUGUUCCGGCCUCCUCCCAGAAUCACCCUGACGCUGAAGAUGCCCAAAGUGUCGCUGGGUAACGGGAAGACCGGCUCCAAGUCAGGCAACGGCCCCCUGUGUCCAGAUAACAGCGGGAAUGUUCACGAACGUAGUGGGGGAGGGAAGGGGCUAGGGAAGGAGGGAGGGGGAAGGAGGGGGCUGGGUAAGGGGGGAGGAGGGUUGGGUAAAGGAGGAGGGAAGCCUCAGUUCCAUGGGCGAGGCAGAAGAGAGGAGCGCUCCAAUGGCAGUCUACUGUCAACCUCUACCUCAGGUCAGUCAUUUAGAGAGAGCAGUACCACCACUGGACCAGCACUGACCAACAGCAUGUCCAGAGGCUCAGCCCUGCCUAUCAAAUCUACUGGCAAGCCCCUGACUGGCAAAACCUUAACGGGUAAACCCCUGGUGCUCCACGGCCAUUCCUCCAAUGGAAAUGUUCAACUGGACCCAGACCGAGCGGGCCACAUCCCCAAAUCCAACGGUGUGAUGGAGAAGAUGGUGGGCGUGACCCAGAAGGACACCGCCUGUCAGACCCCCAGUGAACAGGAAGCUGGUGAGGGGUCAGGGGGCAAGGGCAGCCAGUCAGCCAGCUUCAAGAGGUCAACCAUGGAGCACUUCAGCCGGUCGUUCAAGGAGGCGACGGUCAGUUUGGUGCGGACCACGGAGGACCUGCGGGGGGACAAGGUGUCCCAGGGGGGUAAAGGCUCCAGAUCAGCCCAGGACCGGCCCUGGGCCAAACCAGUUCCCGGAGUCCCCCAGGGACUCGGUGGUACCAGAUCAGCCCAGGACCGACCCUGGGCCAAACCAGCUCCUGGAGGCCCCCAAGGAGCCAGUGGUACCAGACCACCACCCUACCAGGAGACGGAUGGAUACUGCCCUGACCUGGAGCUCAGUGACUCGGAGCCAGAGGCUCAAGGUCAGAGGUGGAGGCAGGGUAGGGGUGACUCGGGGGGCCAGGCAGGAGGAGACUACAGCAGAGGGAAGCAGGGCCUGGGGGGGUCCAGUAGAACCUCAGCACAGAGGUGACAUCCCUGACCCCUCACCUACUGUAGACACUGGCCCCAGUUCUGUCACCGCUCUGUCAUUCCCUCUCUGACCACUGGAGCCCUGACCAGCCAUAGAGCAGCAGGGGCCAAUCGCAGCCAUCUAUUGGUAAACUGGGACCUGGGCCCCCUACACUGGCUGGGGCAUCUAUCUAUUGGUCAACUGGGACCAGGCCCCCUACACUGGCUGGGGCAUCUAUCUAUUGGUCAACUGGGACCAGGGCCCCCUACACUGGCUGGGGCAUCUAUCUAAUGGUCAACUGGGACCAGGCCCCCUACACUGGCUGGGGCAUCUAUCGAAUGGUCAACUGGGACCAGGCCCCCUACACUGGCUGGGGCAUCUAUCGAAUGGUCAACUGGGACCAGGGCCCCCUACACUGGCUGGGGCAUCUAUUGGUCAACUGGGACCAGGGCCCCCUACACUGGCUGGGGCAUCUCUCUAAUGGUCAACUGGGACCAGGCCCCCCUACACUGGCUGGAGCAUCUAUCUAUUGGUCAACUGGGACCAGGGCCCCCUACACUGGCUGGGGCAUCUAUCUAUUGGUCCGCUGAGACACAUACAGACAGGAGGACUGAUGCAUGAUGGGCGUCCAGAUCAUCACGUUAAUGGGACUCUGACAUGUCUCCUGUUACCUCUUAUCUCUCUCCAUGCUCUCUGUGAGCAGUGUUGUCUUCUGAGAUUAAACAACUGGUCUGUU
Messenger RNA from Oncorhynchus nerka (sockeye salmon), 3673 nucleotides. RefSeq names its product jade family PHD finger 3 (gene jade3). Bases 262 to 2958 code for a protein of 898 amino acids. The record is from RefSeq and is a predicted model, not a curated record. NCBI's taxonomy places the organism in Eukaryota, Metazoa, Chordata, Actinopteri, Salmoniformes, Salmonidae. Gene Ontology annotation, cellular component: histone acetyltransferase complex. Gene Ontology annotation, biological process: regulation of transcription by RNA polymerase II. The transcript has 13 exons.